Gambusia affinis (western mosquitofish) is the source of this 1872-nucleotide messenger RNA. RefSeq names its product probable G-protein coupled receptor 148. The record is from RefSeq and is a predicted model, not a curated record. The transcript is spliced from 2 exons. Gene Ontology annotation, molecular function: G protein-coupled receptor activity. Gene Ontology annotation, cellular component: membrane. NCBI's taxonomy places the organism in Eukaryota, Metazoa, Chordata, Actinopteri, Cyprinodontiformes, Poeciliidae. Gene Ontology annotation, biological process: G protein-coupled receptor signaling pathway. Bases 476 to 1432 code for a protein of 318 amino acids.
GUAUUUGUUUAGGUGGCGUCAUUAGGCUGAAGUGUGAUAACGUCAGGGUGACCUUAACUCACACAGCAUCAGACGUGGAUGGAGCAAUUUGCUUUUUUGAUUUGUAUUUAAACUAAAUUGGAUCUUUGCUAUUCUGCAAUGAAAUAAUGUAAAAAAAUAAAUAAUGAUCCAAGUCAGAUUAUCAUCUUAAAGAUGAGAAGAAAAAUAAACAACAUAAGCAAUGGUUCAAAGCCUAAAAAGCUCCACCUUGUUACUAUGUCACCAACAAGUGGCCGCGGCUUUUUGCAUCUCUUAUCACCGAGUCAACAAAGAAUCUAUAGAGAUGGAAGCAGCGUGUGAGAGACGUUGUACGAUGGACUACCAUUGAUUUGUGCAGCACAAGCAGCAUUUUCUCUUAGAAAUAAGGACAUUGCCGGACGAAGUACAGAGCCACAUAAAUCAUUCAUCUGUGCUUCCUCGUCGACGCAAAAUCACAAUGACAUCAUCUUGUCCGCUCAUUUCUAACCUCACAAUGGUCUGGAUUGAAAGCAUGGAGCACUGGCAACUUCACCUGUUUUGCAUCCCCACUGCCGUUGUCUCUUUCGCCACAUUUAUCGCCAACCCUGUUCUGCUGGUGUGCAUUUUUCUGUCCCGUGCUUUGCGUCGGGAGACCCGCUACCUGCUGGUGGCCAACACUUUGGUCGCGGACAUGCUCUUCCUCAUCCUCCACUUGGUCACAUUGAUUGUUAAUGCUGUGAAAGCAGAGAUGCCCUGGUUUGUUUGUGAGCUAUUCACAGCUCUCCUUGUCACGGCCUACAGCUGUGCCAUCAUCACUGUGACACUCAUGGUGGUCGACACCUUUGCCGCCGUCCGCUGGCCUCUCCGUUACCAUAACCUUCUCUCACCUGCCCAGACCAACACCAUAAUAGGGGUGGUUUGGUUGCUGUGCGCCAUUUAUCCUUUCACCUUAAUGAUGAUAAUGAAGGAAAAGAUUUGUAACGACAAUGUGACCGUGUGUCUGGCUCUCAUCUCCCUCGGAUACUUUAAGGUCAAGAACAUAGGGGGGAUCGACAUGUACUUUCUUGUGGCGGCACUGAUCUGCACUUUUGUAAUUUUUUACUGCUACAUCCGGCUUUACAUGGUGACAAGGACGCAGGGAAUUUGGCACAGCCGCUUCUCUAGGGCUCGGGUCACAGUGCUGGUCCAUGGGGUUCUGCUGCUGCUCUACUUUGCCCCUGGCUUUGUAUUUGCCCUAGAGCUCUACAUCUUUCAGAAGAAAAACGUAAGUCAGGAUCUUCGCGUGUGGAUCAACACGGUCAAUGCUAAUUUCCUCAUGCUGCUUCCUAGAGCAUUUGCUCCUUAUCUGUAUGGGCUGAGGUACCGAGAGAUUUCUGAAAGUCUCACACUUCUGCUACACUGUCACAGAAGAAACAGAGAAAACACGUUACCAUAAAGACUCUUAAAAUCUGCCCACAAUUAAAAUCUGUUAUUACCACUAGGUUUGUAUUGGGGACUAUCUAUUUUGUUUGAUAUGUUCAUUGACUGUACAUACAUAAUGCCAUCAGGGCUAGAUUUUUGUAAUUGGUUGUAUAAAGGUCUGUAUUUUACAAAAAAAAAACAACAACGUUUGUUUGUAAAUAUAUAUCAAAAGACACUUUUUGCAACAUUAAAGGUGCAUUAUGUAACUUUUAUAUAUAAAGGUUUUAUUCACAUAUCUUUUCGACUUCACUUUGUCAUGCCAGGAUAACAUCAGACAGAUAAUCUGUGAAAAAAUCAAAAAUAUAGAUUUUGCCUCCUCCCUGUGGUCCUACUGCCAUAUGUAGAAAUACACUGCUCCCAUUCAGAAACAACCAAUCAGAGCAAUGAGGAGAGUAGAUGGCAGAAGCACGGUGA